AUGGGGUUUCAUCUCCCACUCAUCUUUGCUCUUCUCAGUCUAGCAGCGGUGGCACUGGCAAACCAUGCUGCCCAACCAGCACCUCAACUUUACUGGAACUCCGUCCUGCCAAACACACAGAUGCCAAGAACUAUCAGUGAACUUCUGCAUCCUGACCCCACAAAUGAAGAACAGAGCACAAAUGUCAUGAAUGCUGCUGGGAAUGGAAAGCCAAUUGACCACAAGGGCAAACCUGAAAAUACUGUACUACCAGAGCUACGAAUCCCAUUUUUUUACAGGAUAUAUGAUCAUCCCACUGAUAAUCAACUCCAUUAUAAAAACGUAGCUAUUUUCUUCUUGGAGAAGGACAUGCGCCCUGGCACAACAAUGAACUUCCAAUUCCCUAGAAAUUCAAACACGGCUACUUUCCUGCCACGAGAAAGCGCUCAAUUGAUCCCCUUCUCCUCUAACAAACUAGCAGAAAUUUUCAACCAUUUUUCAGUGAAGCCAACAUCUGUGGAAGCCAAAACAAUUAAGCAAACAAUCGAAGAGUGUGAAGCUCCGGGCAUUAAGGGAGAGGAAAUAUAUUGCGCCACAUCUUUAGAAUCAAUGGUUGAUUUUAGCACUUCGAAGCUUAGAACAAGAAACGUUCAAGCAAUAUCGACGGAAGUAUUGGAAAAAGGAGCCACCAUGUCCAUCCACAAGUAUACAACAAUGCCGGGACUGAAGAAGCUGGCAGGUGACAAAGUCGUUGUGUGUCAUAAGCAGAACUAUCCCUAUGCUGUGUUUUACUGCCAUGCAAUAAAACCAACAGCAGCUUAUGUUCUCUCCCUGAAAGGCGAUGAUGGGGUGAAGGUUAAAGCAGUUGCCAUCUGCCAUCUAGACACAUCAGAAUGGAACCCAAAGCAUUUGGCCUUCCAAAUCCUCAAAGUUAAGCCCGGAACCAUUCCCAUCUGCCAUUUCCUUCCCACUGAUCAUAUUGUCUGGGUUCCGAACCACAAAUCUGCAUGA
Prunus armeniaca (apricot) is the source of this 990-nucleotide messenger RNA. The record is from the annotation of a GenBank genome assembly. NCBI's taxonomy places the organism in Eukaryota, Viridiplantae, Streptophyta, Magnoliopsida, Rosales, Rosaceae.